Thecamonas trahens ATCC 50062 is the source of this 942-nucleotide messenger RNA. RefSeq lists its product as uncharacterized. Bases 1 to 867 code for a protein of 288 amino acids. NCBI's taxonomy places the organism in Eukaryota, Apusomonadida, Apusomonadidae. The transcript has 2 exons. The record is from RefSeq and is a predicted model, not a curated record. Gene Ontology annotation, molecular function: protein binding.
AUGUUCCCUCCGGAGCUUGCCGAAAAUGAUCCGCCGUGCCUCCUGGGUCAGAUCUCGGCUGUCGAAGCCAACCAGUGCGCGGCGCUGGCUUCGCUGGCUGCCGCGCCCAUGUCACCGCCGCAUCCGCUGCUCGAUGGAUGGGGUGAGAUGGACGCUCAGCUGGUUCGCCACGCCCCGGGCGGGCGCUGGCUCCUUGCCUCACUCCGCCCGGCCUCGCAUGCCUCGACUGCUGCCGCCAGUCGCAAACGGGCAAAGACUGCUGCCGCGCCAUCGCCCGGCUGCAUGGCCCUCGUCUCGUCCACUGAGGGCGCGCCGGCAUCCACCAGCCGCAGCGACAGCGCGUACCCCAAGGCUCUGAGCCUCAAAGAGGCCGGCAACACUGCUUACGGCCACGGAAGCUAUCAGGACGCUGCUAUCGCAUACACCCGCGCGCUUGCGCUCCUCUCCGACACCAUCGAGCACCUCCCACUCCGCGCCAUCGCUUACAACAACCGCGCGGCUGCCUUUAUCCAGCUGUAUCAGUUUGAUCAGGCCCGCGCAGACGCCGAGGCUGUCCUUCGUAUCGAUGCCACUAACCCCAAGGCGCUCUGGCGCCACGGCAUCGCCUGUGAGUUCUCCGGCGACUUGCAUGCUGCGCUCGACUCGUACGCCGCCGUGGCGUCGACGCUCCCGAGCCACCCACACGUCCACGACGCCGUCGCACGCGUCCAGUCGCGUCUUCAGCCGCCGUCCGGCCGCGCGCCCACCCCGCCGGCCGGCCCUGUCUCCAUGGAGCUCACCUCGCCGCCGCCGGGAGCGACCUCGAUGCUUGCGCCCAAGCAUUCGCGAAAGCGCCGCUUCGACGACCUCGACAUGGACACCCUCUAGCUUGUUGCCAGCUCGCCAAGCAGCGCCACUCGCGCGCUCCACUCAGCCGCGUUGCGAUGGCUCAGCUCGCGUGUC